Messenger RNA from Cajanus cajan (pigeon pea), 764 nucleotides. RefSeq lists its product as uncharacterized. The record is from RefSeq and is a predicted model, not a curated record. NCBI's taxonomy places the organism in Eukaryota, Viridiplantae, Streptophyta, Magnoliopsida, Fabales, Fabaceae.
AACUCCUUAUAUAAACCUUUUUGACCCAGCAGUCUCUUCAAAUCAAAGCCCCAAUAACUAGAAGGAUCCACACACACAAACACUUACAUUCCUUCUUCACAAGAAGAUCUCAUUAUUCAUUAAUUCUUAACAUGGCGAGGUACCGUGAUCACUACUACUACUUGUGGGAAUAUUUCUCUUUCCCACUCCACCUGGUGUUCUUCGUGUUCAUCCUGUUGUUGGUGCUGGCAUUUUCGUGGUACAUAAACUACGAGUCUGUGUUGGAGGACUUGCUGGUGCAGGUGAAGAUCUUGCUUGCCCUAGUUCCGCUGCUGUUGCUGCUGGUCGUGCACUGCCUCUCCAGUCCGGCGUCGUUCCCCAUACCCUUGCCGGAGGAGAGGGAGUCGCUGCACAGAGCUGGGGGCUCUCCAUGGGGAGUCGCUCUCUUGCUUCUCUUCGUCUUGUUCAUGAUGGCAUACCAAUCCUCUUUCCACCAACGCUGGUUUCCAUUGGUUACUAGAUGAAGGCUCCAUCUUAUCGUGUAUAAUUUCGCUGGCAAUGUGAACAUGUAAUCAUCCUUUACCAUACAAUAUUUUCUACAAAUUACAAAGUACGUAGAGUUUAAAAAUAAAAUAAAAUAAAAUAAAAAGUAGUUUGGUUUGAAGUGGUGUCGUGCGACUUGUAACUAUUUGGCUUCUUUUUCACAAGUAUAGGGGAUGCUCAUGCUGAUGCUAUAUAUAUAUUAUUAGCUAUGUGGUUUAAUUAUAUUAUCCAAAUUGGUUUUC